AGGUACUUUUGAUGAAACUUAUGUUUCUCCUUGUACGUUUUUCAAUUUUAAGCAAUACUGAUCGGUCUUUCAUAAUUAAAUGUUUCGAAACAGAUAUAUGAAUGACGUCGAAAAUAUCUAUAAAAUACAUUUUACUGUUCUGAUGGUAAUCAUAAUCAGCUCACUCACUGUUACGAUGCUAAAGGUGUCGAAAUUGGAACCGAGUGCUGAAUUCUAUCAAAGUUUGGCAUUUACAUUGGCUCAAGUGGCUCAUCUACUUGUGUUCGCAAUUCAGGGACAAUUUGUAAUGGACGCUGGCAACGAUAUUUACGAUGCAGUAUGGGAGUCUCUGUGGUAUAAUGGUUCAUGUAAAAUUCAAGCAUUAUACGUACUGAUAUUGAGAAGAAGCUUGAUACCUCCUCAAUUUACUAUCGGUGGGCUGAUAUCGAUGAAUUUAAGAAGUUUCGUAGAGAUUGUGAAAGUGUCCGUUUCCUACCUUACGGUAUUGCAAUCCACGUAAACAUUGAGACAUUCGCAACUAAAUAGAAACAUAGUAAUUGACGAAGUCUUCACAAUGUGUUCAGUUAUAGCGCACGACUCACAUGUUAUUAAAAUUUAAGUGUUGUUGCGUACCCGCACUCCUCGCAAAUAUUACCGAAGUGGUACACGUUCUACCACAGUCUCAGUGACGUGGUAAAUAAAUGUGGAGAUACACUUGUUAAAAAUCAACAAUUUCUUCAUUUGCAAAGAGGUUUCUGCAACGAGAUGUUGCACAUUCGACGGUAAAUUUGUAUCUGUUUGCUCGCUAGAAAAACAUCGCCCUCGAGGACUCGAAGGUGGUGAAAAAAUUGUCGGGUGUAAGUGGUAAUUUGCAAGUUAUUGGCUAAAAUAUUCGGAUACAGGGUCGAAGGAGUCAGCUGAAGAAGAAAACGGUAAUUCUAAAGUUUUGGGGCCUGGCAAGCCGAGGAAAAAUAUUACCGGUAAAAGUGGUAAAAGUGACCGCGAUGCAUGUGGUCGCCAAAUGUCUGAUAAACCUAAACGCUUACAAUUUGCGAACGCGCAUUAAUGACUGUGCCAACCAUAAUACCUUUAACUGUCGACGCUGUAGAAUAUAAUCACCAUAAAAACCUUUGAAAAAGUAACAAAACUAGGCCAAGUACCUAGACGACUUUUAGAUCUGUACCACUAAAACUUACGAAUAAAUUGUAGUUUUCGAAGAAUACGCGUACGUAACAGAGUGUGCAUUUUGA
This is a messenger RNA of Hylaeus volcanicus, 1229 nucleotides long. RefSeq lists its product as uncharacterized. The coding region runs from base 80 to 499 and encodes 139 amino acids. Lineage: Eukaryota; Metazoa; Arthropoda; Insecta; Hymenoptera; Colletidae. Gene Ontology annotation, molecular function: odorant binding; olfactory receptor activity. Gene Ontology annotation, biological process: sensory perception of smell; detection of chemical stimulus involved in sensory perception of smell. Gene Ontology annotation, cellular component: plasma membrane. The record is from RefSeq and is a predicted model, not a curated record. The transcript has 4 exons.